Salpingoeca rosetta is the source of this 1249-nucleotide messenger RNA. RefSeq lists its product as uncharacterized. The record is from RefSeq and is a predicted model, not a curated record. Gene Ontology annotation, cellular component: spindle midzone; chromosome, centromeric region; chromosome passenger complex. Gene Ontology annotation, biological process: mitotic sister chromatid segregation. The transcript has 9 exons. The coding region runs from base 55 to 900 and encodes 281 amino acids. Lineage: Eukaryota; Choanoflagellata; Craspedida; Salpingoecidae.
CACACACACACACACACACACACACACACACACACACACACACACACACACAAGAUGGGCGUGACGUUUGCAGAGGGCAUGUCGCACGACGAAAAGGCCGACAUGCUCAAGGACUACCUCGCGCAGUUCGACAUUGAAGUGUCUCGCCGUGCGGAGCGCAUGAAGUCGAAGGUGCGCUUCCUCAAGGCGAGCAUCACGCGCCAGUUUACCGUGGAGCUGAUGAAGAUCCCAAAGGCCGUCAAGGCGCUGACAAUUUCAGAGUUCAAGGCGGCACUCGAGUCGGCAUCCUCUGAGGAUGAAGAGAAUGAGCCCGGCACCGUGCGGAGAAAGAGCACACGCGCCGUGCGACGAUCGACGCGCCAAAGCAGCAUGCGUGCAACAACGGGCAUCAUGUCGACAGCAAAGCGCACGCGACCCACCAACCGCGUGUCCUUCAAACCAAACACAUCAUUCAAGGCGCGCCCGAGCCGCCGCGUGACGCGCGCCAGCACAGCAGCGACAGAACAGAAACAGCAGCAGCAGCAGCACGAGCAACACGUGUUUGAGACACCGGCGGCAGUGAAGAACGGCGGCGUGCUGAAGUACGAGGAGCUUGGGUUUGAUCCACGACUGCCAAAGACGCCGUAUGUGCGCCAGGCCCGGAACGGCGAGAGCCUGCUGUCCAUCAACGGGUCGCCCGUCUCCAUCGACACGUCGUGCUCGCGCAUCCGCAAGGGGGGACGCGACACGAUCAUCACGCUGCCGCUCAAGGGCGGCAAGGCCGUGGAGAUCAACAGCGAGAACCCAGACACGCUGGCAGACAUGCUGCAAGGGAAGGACAGGGACGAGGCUGUGGGCGAGCUGCAGCGCUUGCAGGCACAGCUCUCAGCCAUGAUCCAGACGUUCCAGCAGCAGGUGUAGGUUGUACGUCGUGGCGGCGGUCAAAGGGAAAACCGGACUUGCAGAGCGAAGGAGAUGCACGUCGUGGGCUUUUAUGGGGUUUUGUGUUUGUUGGAAUGGGUGUAAUGUUCUUCGACAUGGUUUCUUAUGAUGCUGGCCUGGUGUUAGGCCGACUUGGCGAGUUAUCUGCUGGCUGUGAUGUCCUCUCCUUGGAUUUGUUUCUGCCUUUGUCGUGAGUCGUGCUUUGUCCAUCCCUCUCUUCCUCAUCUUCGUUUAUCUUCCUGUAUCUUCCUUUAUCUUCCUUCAUUUUACGUUUCAAUGGUCGUUGAGAACAGAAAGCGUGUUGCAAGCAAAACAACUGAAUGCGUGA